GCUCAUGGCCGUAGCGCUCUGGGGGCUAACUUUGGAGCUAGCCAUGCCCGGAAAAUGCAAGUUCCAAGAUGCGUGGCUGGAGAAGGACAUUUACCGGGACUGGCUGAUGCGGGAUGUGCACGAUAUCCACUCCGCCAGAUGCCGAGCCUGCUGCAAAUUCAUCAAACUCCAGACGAUGGGCGAGGCGGCGCUCACUUCUCAUGCGGGCGGAGCGGGGCACAAAGCCGCGGUCUGCAAACUGAUGGAAGCAACAAACCUUUCUUGCCUGGAAAAUAUGCAUCACCAUCUCUCACCACAGAACUGUAUCAAUAAGAUUAGACUGAGACAAACUUUGCUGCUCCACAAGGGAAAAUAUUUGGACACAGGAGCUCACACAUCAUAAUAUAUUGUAAUAACAAAAAUUUAAAAAAUGGAGUAGAACUGAAUAAAUCAAUAAAUCAAUUUCUUUUACCAAAAUGGAAGGAAAAGAAAAUAUCUAUUUUAGGGCUGCUUGAUUAUGGAAAAAAAAAAAAUCAUUAUCACGAUUAUUUUGGUCAAUAUUGAAACACGAUUAUUUUUUUGUUACACAAUGCAUUUAUUCAGAUUUCUCUCUCAAAAAAAAAAAAAAACAACAAAACAAAAACAAAACACUUUGUUAGUGAUAAUUUCUGCAAAACUUUCAAACUGAAAAUAAAUACAGGCUACAAAUAUGAACCUUAGAGCAGUUUUGCGAUGUAUAAAACAUAAAAUGAAUAAAAUAUGUCUCUCGGCUGGCCUGGGAACGCCUCGGGAUUCCCCCGGAGGAGCUGGAGGACGUGUCUGGGGUGAGGGAAGUCUGGGAGUCCCUGCUUAGGCUGCUGCCCCCGCGACCCGGCCCCGGAUAAGCGGAAGAAAAUGGAUGGAUGGAUGGAUGAAUAAAAUAUACUUUGAACAUGAAAUAAGGCUUAGAAAAACAUAACAACAUCAAAAUAACAUAAAAAAUAAACUAUAUACCUAGCUGUUCUACAAUCUCUAUAUUUAAAAAAUAAAAUAAAUAUCCUUAUUUACAUAAAAAAUAUCCCAAAUUAAACUUUGUUAAGCUUUAAAUCGCUUCAACUCGAUUAUAUGAGUUUGGAGAUUGUUUAAUUGCACAACCUUAGUCUAUUUAGAUUAAAUUAAAUUCAAUUUUAUUGUCAUUACACAUGUGUAAAUACAAGGUAACAAAAUGUGGUUUAGUGUCUAAUUAGAAGUGCAAGGAGCAGCAAGUGCGAUAAAUACAGAAUGUGGAGUAUGUACAAUAUAGACAUUAUACAGUACAUUACAGUGUAGAUUGAAAUGAACAAGUUUACAAGAUAUAUUUGAUGAUAAUGGCUUUCAUAAGAGCCCAUCAAAUCUCUGUAACCUCUGACGAAUUUAAUGAUGUAAAAAGAAAUCCAAAUGGUUUGAAGGAGCUGGUGAAGGCACACAAAGCCAGACGUCCCUAUUUACCCAGGACAGUCCCAGUUUUGAGCGCUGUGUCCCCUGUCCCAGCAGAUUUAUCCAAAACCAGUGAUUUGUCCAAGUUUUAUACAAAAAAUGUCCCAGGUGUCUAUAUUUUUGACCAAUUUAAAACCUUCCAACAGUAAAAAGAGGCAUAAAUUGGCAUUUAUUUAUGAAAAAUACAGAAAAACUGCUUAGAAGUGACCAAAACACAAAGAAUAUUGGACUGUACUGACUCAUGUUAGUUUUGAAUAAGUCAUGAAUGGGCUGAGUGCAGAACAAUUCUCCUUAAUUACGCACUUGUUUCACAGUUUAAUUAUUUCCAAUUGCACCAAACACAGUGUUCCAGUUUUUGAUUUUGAAAUCUGGUCUCUCUAACUGGAAGUUGCCUCGAGUUAAGUGAAAAGCAGAUAUUAUUUUCACACCGUUUAUGAAUUUUAUUAUAGGUAAAAGCUGCGUACAUGUUGAUCCGACAGCUUGACAAAUCAUAGAGGACAUGGAAAGCAGAACGCCCCUUUCCAUGUCCUCUAUGACAGUGGUUCUCAAACUGUAGUGUGGUCCUCCUUCAGAAUUUAGUCAAGUUUAUUCAGAUUCUUGUUUUGUUUUUGUCCUAGUUUACAUCUAAUAGUCCUGUUUUAGACCUGGUUUGGCUCUAGUGGUAUCAGAAGGCCAAAUAAUUUCUUUUGUUUGAAGUUUGAAAACCUGCUGCUCUAACGAUGAAACAAUGAUAACAGAGAGAACAUCAAUAAUCAAUUUCUAAUAUUUAUUAAGUUGCUGCACAAUUUCUUUACUAUUUAUAAACCACAUUACUGAUUAUGUGCUUGUUUAGUUUAGUUUAUUUGAUGAAACAGGGAGAGUGCACAAUAUACAUUAACCUUAACAGGAGAGUAGUGCCAGUGCUAAUUUCCACCUCUCGUCCCUGGGCAGGUUGAUGUUAUAGUUCAUAAAAUCAAACAUACAAAGAGAAUGUCUUUUAUAAUGUCCGAAUCAUCAUAACAAUUCUACAUCAUCAUUCCCACCCAGUUCCUCUUAGCAUCUUAAAAGCAUCAUCCUUAUCAAAAUCCUCAUUCAGUUCAUUCUCUCCAGAACAUCACACUCACUCCAGACUCUCAUCAGUUCACAUUAUGGCCGCAGGUUUGAUCUAUAUUACACAAAAUUGACUCUUUUGAGCUUUAAGCCAUGUUAUAAUGUUAUUACCUCAUCAAAAACAUACCUGAAGUUGAUGUUUUGUUUUAUUCACACAUGUUUGAGUAAUCCUUUUUAUUAUUAACCUACGUCUGCAAUGAUCAAAAUGUAAAAAAAUAGGCUAUAGUAUUGUACGAAAUGUUAGUGCUUUGUCCCACAAGUUCCACAAUUUCCAUGGAGAAGCAGGUGACGCCAAUAGGCCAACAGGGAUCAUUGCAGUGGAGAGCACAGGCCCUGUACAGGUCCCAAAACACACUGAGCGUCAGAUUGUCUCCAGCAGAUGAAGGCAGCACCCCGCCUCGUCUGCCGUCUGAAAGUAAUCUCCUCUCCAUAAACUCAGCUGGACAGGUAAAUGGCUGCAUGGCACAGGUUAAAGGAACAUUUUGGCCGGAGGAGGAGAAACCGAGGCCUGGUCUUUCACAGCCUGAAGAACUUAAAGAUCCUCCUCCAGAGUCUCUCGAGUGGUCUGACAACAAGAACUCCAUUUCCCAGAAUCCUGAGUUACAAGACCCUGGCUUCACAGCGACCUUUAUCACAGCCACAGGCUGUCCCACAAAGCGUCCCUGUCGGCGGGGGCGCCCUCCCUCUAAACCUGAGCCUGCAGAUGCGGGCAUGGCCUCUGGUGUGAGUCCUCUGGAGCAGCAGAGGAACAUGGCUCUUCUGGAGUGGGAGGGGCGCAUGAGGAGCCUGUCCCAGGAGCACGAGCUGUUAACAGAGAAGAGACGAGCGACGCGCCAGAAGGAGCGCGCCUACAGACUCAAGAAGAGGUACUACAGAGCCAAGCUCAGGAGGCUGGGAGAGGAGGUGCCCUCCUCCUCUGACAGUGAGAGAGACGAGGAGCAGAUGCUCACCACGGCGCACAGGGGCCUUUUAUAGGAGAAAGACGAUUUUAGAAUGUACAUAAAAUGUUUUUAUAUUUGCACAAAUAUCCAUCCAUCCAUUUUCUUCAGUUUUAUCUGGGGCUGGGUCAUGGAGGCCAAAGUCUGAGCAGGACUCCACACUUUCUCCAGCUCAAUAACAAAAAAAAACAUCCACACCAUUUUCAAACAGAUUAAGUCAGUUCAGUGUUGUUUGUUAAGUUGUAACAAUCAACAAUAUAAAAAAACUAGGCAGCGGGACCUCCUUGUGUAAAGAAAAGCUUAAAAGUGAUCUCAAACAUCUCCUGAAGCAAAGGUCCUUUAAAGAAAGAUCCUUUUCUGUUGACAUGAGCUGAUGUUUGGCCUAAAAGAAGUCAGGAGGUUGUUUUGUACCAGGAAGUGUCAGAUUAAUCUGGACAAACAGUUGUUUCAAUUGUUGCUCACUUUUGCACAAAGUCAUGUAAUUAUUAAAACCAACUAGAAGCACUAUUCAUGGCCAAUAUGGUACGAAAUGUAUUCCAGUUUCCUUUUUGCAUUUGGCAUUUGGAAAAAAAAUGUCGUCUUUACGUAAGAUAAGUUAAGAAGUGCCUGAGUGAGUCGUGUUUUCAGACAGUGAAAAUAUCAGAUAAACACAUUUUGCCUGUAGAAUUUGAAUUUUUUUGCAGUUCAUUUCAUUAAUUUGUUUAACAUGAUAACGUAGAGUCACAUAAAGCUAGUACAGGCACAGAACGGAAGAGAUACUAUUUUUCGUUAAUGGAGCUAAUUUCCAUCUGUAGAACCGUUUAUUUGCUCUUUACAAGUGAGAAAAUACUUGUCUUUAUUAUUUUCAGAAAUACAAGACAUUCUGCGCUUGUUCCACUUUUCAAUCUUAUUUUAAACGGUCAGAAUAUACAAUAAAAAUGAAUACUUCGUCAUUCAAACAUAUAUUGACGAUUUUUUUUCCAAAUAAAUUAAACCCAUGUAGCCUGUAUUUUACACUAAUAAAAAUGCUUUAAAGUCAUUUGAAACACAAAAACACUUUAAACAAAAACAGUUUAUUUUGUAAUCUUGUACUUAAUCUCAUUCUGUACUAUUGUUUUUAAUGUUUUUUAUGCCUUAUAGAAAUGCUUUGUUUUUUAUGUUACGCCGGAACAUUGCCAUAAUCAACUUUUUUCUUUUUCUUCGAUUGAGAAGGAUCUGACUGCAGACCUCCACCCAGGGGGGCUCCAGGAGGGGGGCUUGAGAUAUUUAUGUACCCCUAUAGCUCCUUUAAAGAUUUUUGCCCCAUUUUCAGAACACAUUCAAUCUUGUUUUUAUUCAUGAUGACAUGUUUUUAACCUUUGCGAGCAGAGUAGAGCAGAGACAACAAAAAGUUCAUUUCAGAGUAGCUAUGAAAUCUACUGGAGAUUGUUUUAAGUGCUCUGAACCAUUUGAAAUAAGCUAAAAUUAUCACCUUUAUUGAUAAAUCAUAUUACACUGUUUUCUGUUAUAAUGUUAUACUGUUGUUUCCUCAUCACAGACAGACCUGGAGCUGUGUUUUGUUUCAUUCACACACGCUCUGCAUUUUUAGGUGGAGUUGUUUUCUCAAGUAGAAAACACUUUGUUCCACCCUGUGAUGUCAUGUGGUAAACACAGGAAGUGCUCCACUGUGUUUGUAAACUCCAUUCACCUUCUCUAGAAUCAUUCGGAAGAGUUCAGGUCCGGAGUUGCGAAUCUGUAACCUGAUUCUUCAGCCGCUUUCACUUCGUCGAAACUGUCGGACCUCGUAGCAUUAGAAUUUUUUCGCUCGACAAAACACAGUGAGAGUAUAAUUUAUAUUUUAUCUAUAUAUAAUAAUUUAUAGAGAGCUUUAUUUUAUGUAUCCACACCACAGACUUGAUGGUGACGUCUGUAUGCCCCUUUGACCAAAGAGCCACUUCCUUAUUCCAAAUUAAAAACCAUAUUGUUUUAUCAAGCAUUUCACAACUGUAAGAAAGUACUUCCUCAGUUUUUUAAUUAGAUGUCAGCUCACAGUGGACAUAUAUUGACCUCGAGAGCUUCUUAUACAAUUUUGCUCAGAUUCAUUGGGAAAACACGGGUUUAAAGGGCCCAUAUUAUUAGCCUGAUUCAUCAGCCGGUUUCACCUCGUGGAGACCGUCUGACCUCGCAGCAUUAGGAUUCAUUCGCUCGACAGUAGGCGGGUACUUUUUUUCAUUUAAUCAAUCGCUGCUAUUUGGUCGUGAAGUAUGUAAUGCACCGCUGACGGGGAUAACUGGUCCAUUAAGCUUUUCCCAAAUCCUGUAGGAAGAAAGACAAUAACGUCUUUCCCCUUGAUAAAAUUCACCAAACAUUCUCUUUGUUCCUGCUUUAAAUCCUCGAUCUCGGGAAUUGUUGACGACACUGAAGGUCUGGCUCUUCGCUGAUUGGCUGGUGCUCGAACUCGCACUUCCGGGGGUUCUUGUAAACCGUCUAAGUGUAUUUUGAUUCCUGACCUAGUCGCUGGAGAGAAAUGAAAUUGAGCGGAGGCACUAGGUGGCUCCAGCCCGGCUAGUCAAUCUCUACGCAACAAAAGGUAAAAGGCAGCUGGUAACUUGAAAUCUACCACUACAUGACAUCACAAGGUGGAGCAGAGCAUUUUGAGCUUUGGAGAUGUAAACAGACUAAUAAUACAGGGUUACUCAAUCAUGUGAAUGAGCCAAAGCACAACUCCAGGUCUGUUUUUGAGGAGGAAACAACAUUAUAACAUGUCUUAAAGCUCACAAGAGGCAGUUUUGCGUAAUACAGCUUACUUCUUUAAUAGAAAAUGAACCAAGACAACAGCUGAUAGAAAGUGUAAUUAAGUUAUUUAUUAAGUAAACUGAUGAAAAGUGAUGAGGGACUUGUGGGUGGAGGUCUGUGGGGUGGGGUCCUCUGGGUGGAGGUCUACAGCCGGACUCUGUGCUUCAACGUGUAUUAUAGAAAAUGUAUUUAAAAAUGUGCUCCUACCGUUUCUGAAGUGGUACUUGAAUGCAGAUUUGUGUAAUUCUCUGAUGAAGUUUGAAUGUAUGAAAGUGGACCAGAAGAUUAAACAUUAAAAUAUCUGUGAAUAUGUAAUAAAAUGAUUAAGAACAUGA
Messenger RNA from Boleophthalmus pectinirostris (great blue-spotted mudskipper), 6550 nucleotides. RefSeq lists its product as uncharacterized. The coding region runs from base 2761 to 3498 and encodes 245 amino acids. NCBI's taxonomy places the organism in Eukaryota, Metazoa, Chordata, Actinopteri, Gobiiformes, Gobiidae. The transcript is spliced from 7 exons. The record is from RefSeq and is a predicted model, not a curated record.